This is a messenger RNA of Brachypodium distachyon (stiff brome), 1125 nucleotides long. Its product is annotated as peptide methionine sulfoxide reductase A5. Gene Ontology annotation, molecular function: peptide-methionine (S)-S-oxide reductase activity. The coding region runs from base 73 to 810 and encodes 245 amino acids. Gene Ontology annotation, biological process: cellular response to oxidative stress. NCBI's taxonomy places the organism in Eukaryota, Viridiplantae, Streptophyta, Magnoliopsida, Poales, Poaceae. The record is from RefSeq and is a predicted model, not a curated record. The transcript is spliced from 4 exons. Gene Ontology annotation, cellular component: cytoplasm.
UCUCGGACCAACCCACCCCACCGACGACGGUAGGUCGCUCGCUCGCUCCUCCGAUCCCGAUCUCCCCCCGCCAUGGCCCGCGCGGCCACCUUCCUGGGGUCGCCAAUCCUCCUCCUCUUCCUCCUCGCUGCCGCAGCGUCGGGCGCGCGCCUCCCGGUCCGCCCCGGCGCAGCCGGCCGCGCGCAGCCGCGGGGCGCGUCGGCGACGGCGGUGUUCGGGCUGGGCAGCUUCUGGCGGUCGGAGGCGGCGUUCGGGUGCCUACCCGGCGUGCUCCGCACCUCCGUCGGCUACGCGGGCGGCUCCAAGGCCAGCCCCGAGUACCGCAACCUCGCCGACCACGCCGAGUGCGUCAAGGUUGAGUAUGAUCCCCGGUUGAUUCAGUACAAGCAGCUUUUGGAUGUGUUUUGGGCAAGUCAUGAUCCACGGGAGGUCUUCGGACAAGGACCAGAUGUUGGCAACCAGUAUAGAUCCAUCAUUUUCACAAAUGGAACCCUCGAGGCUAGACUGGCUGCUCUUACCAAAGAAAGAGAACAAGCUAAGGAUCGCACCAGUGUCAUUACCACAGAGAUCCACCCAGUGGGUGCAUUUUAUCCAGCUGAACCAGAGCAUCAGAAAUUUGAGCUGAAGCGCAAGCCUUUCCUUGUUCAAUUGAUCGGGAACCUGCCAGAGGAGGAGCUCCUGUCAUCCACACUAGCUGCGAAACUGAACGCCUAUGCUGCCGAGCUCUGCCCUCCAAAGACCCAAAAGAGAAUAAGCGCCAAGAUUGAUGAGAUCGCUAAGAAAGGAUGGCCCAUCCUAAGGGACAUUUAGCUCAUUCUGCCCAAUUCUCAUCAGUUUUUCCAAUCCAACAUAGACACAAGAGAGCUGCAUGAUUUUGCCCGAAAAUUCAUCCGGAGGUUUCAGCAGUUUACUGUUGCCAGUAUUCAGAUUGCAGUGGUUCAUUCUUCAAUUGGUUGCGGAAAGCGCAGUGUUAAUAGCAUCUUCUGUUUAUUUCGAGAUUUUCACUUUCUCGGUAGAAUCUACAUGUGUAUCUGGUCCAGGCUUACUGAACAUACGGUGAAAGUUGUAAGCUGUAACUUUGGUUGUUUCACUCGUGAAAUAUAUAGAUGCAUUUCUUACUGAAAA